Messenger RNA from Setaria italica (foxtail millet), 1400 nucleotides. RefSeq names its product N utilization substance protein B homolog. Gene Ontology annotation, molecular function: RNA binding. The coding region runs from base 96 to 944 and encodes 282 amino acids. The transcript is spliced from 7 exons. The record is from RefSeq and is a predicted model, not a curated record. Lineage: Eukaryota; Viridiplantae; Streptophyta; Magnoliopsida; Poales; Poaceae. Gene Ontology annotation, biological process: DNA-templated transcription termination; regulation of DNA-templated transcription. Gene Ontology annotation, cellular component: chloroplast.
UAGUCCAUUCCGAGGUCGCUGGUCGCUGCUGCCCUCCGCUGCUCCGAUCCUUCCGCCGGCGGGCCACCCACGCACCGCCGCGCGCGCCGGACGAAAUGGAAGCAGCGCCAGCCGCUCGCACCUUCUCCCCGUCUUCCUCCUCAGCAGGAGCUAGACCUCGCCAUACUCUCGCCUACCCGGCCCCGCAGCGCGCCCGGGCGCUCGCGGCACCGCCUCCGUCGCGCGCCGUCGCCUCCUCCCGCGCGCCGCUGGUGGUGUCCAGCCCGCCGCCCGCGUCACCGGGGCCUCCCGCGGCCGCGCACGCCAAGGUCGACCGCUCCGGCCGCUUCUGCAGCCCCCGCGCCGCCCGGGAGCUCGCGCUGAUGAUUUCCUACGCCGCGUGCCUGGAGGGCGCUGACGUCGUCCGGCUCUUCGACCGCAGGAUCAGCGCGAGACGAGAGCCCGGGUAUGUUUUCGACAAGGCAUGCCUAUUGAGUUACAACCAUAUGAGCUUCGGCGGGGGACCUCUCGAGGUUGGGACGGAGGAGGAGGCUGAGAAGCUGACCAGCCAGAACGAGAAGGAUUCGGCCAACGAAGCAGAAGUUCUUUCAGCUCCUCCAAAGCUGGUUUACAACAACUUUGUCUUAAGGUUGUCCAGGGAACUUUUAGUGGCUGUUGCCAGUGGAUGGGAUAAACAUGUUGAUAUCAUCGACAAAAUAAUUCCCCAGACUUGGAAGGAUGAGCCUGUGGCAAGGAUACUUGAGCUCUGCAUUCUCCAUAUUGCUAUGGCAGAGAUGACAUCAAAAGGAACACCUCACAAAGUUGUCAUUAACGAGGCAGUAGAUCUGGCAAAACGAUUUUGUGACGGUGGUGCCCCUCGGGUAAUUAAUGGAUGCCUUCGAACAUUUGUAAAGGAUCACGUCGACAUUACAGGUACUAAUCAAGCAGCUGAACCAAAAGCGUGAAGUUUUGCAAAUACCAUGUAUGGUACAUCAGAAUGGUGACUGAAAUAGAGAAGUAUGGAGAAAACAUGGCUCUUCUUGGAGUUCAGGCGAAGUCUUUUCGUCCUGAAGAAACCAAACAUGCUGGGCUCAUCAAGGAGCCGGAAAUAUUUCAGUCUUACCGAAUAUUGGAUCAUUAGGUGAAGUAUACAGAGUCAGAGCAACUGGUGAUGCACAUUCAUGAUCCAUCUGAGACAACCGGAGGGUACUACUUCUGAUAGCCUAUAGUCCUGCUGAUUAAUGUGGUCAGAUACUAAGAUGAAUUACAAGUUCUGUAAAACUUGAUGUAUAUGUAGAAGGUUAUGCUUGGCACUAGCUCAUGCUCGGAGAGACUGGGAUGUUUCAAUUUUCAUAAUGUGAUGCAAUGAACGUACACUCAUUUUAGGAUAAUGAAUUUUGGUGUGUGUGCUUAUACUUGAA